Messenger RNA from Rosa chinensis, 4017 nucleotides. RefSeq names its product pentatricopeptide repeat-containing protein At4g14850. The record is from RefSeq and is a predicted model, not a curated record. Lineage: Eukaryota; Viridiplantae; Streptophyta; Magnoliopsida; Rosales; Rosaceae. Gene Ontology annotation, molecular function: RNA binding; protein binding; zinc ion binding. The transcript is spliced from 2 exons. Gene Ontology annotation, biological process: RNA modification. Bases 150 to 2204 code for a protein of 684 amino acids.
UCUCCCGCCUUCUUAUUUCCCCAGUCGUUUCCAGCAGGUCCAAUUCGAAUUUUUGUUCUCCAUUCUUAAACAAAUCACAAACGCUCCUCAUGCUUCCCUAACUCGUUGUCACCUUUGUCCCAAAGCCAUGACCUUACGCACCAACAACAAUGCCAUCCCUCACUCCCAACUCCCUCGCCUCCCUUCUCCAAUCCGCCGUCUCCACUCGCUCUUCUCUUCUGGGCCGAGCCGCGCACGCCCGUAUCAUCAGAACCCUCCAACCCCCACACCCCUCCUUCCUCUCCAACCACCUCGUCAACAUGUACGCCAAACUCGACCUCCCCAACUCCGCCCAACUCGUCCUCCACCUCACCCCCUCCCCCUCCGUCGUCACCUGGACUGCCCUCAUCGCCGGCCUUGUCCACAACCGUCAUUUCGCCUCCGCUCUCCUCCACUUCGCUAACAUGCGCCGCGACUCCGUCCGCCCCAACGACUUCACAUUCCCCUGCGCCUUCAAGGCCUCCGGCUUGCUUCGUCUCCCGGUGGUCGGAAAACAGGUGCAUGCCCUCGCCGUCAAGGCCGGGCAGAUAUGUGAUGUCUUUGUUGGGUGCAGUGCUUUUGAUAUGUACUGCAAAACUGGGCUGAGAGACGAUGCAGGGAAAGUGUUUGAUGAAAUGCCUGAGAGAAACCUUGCUACUUGGAAUGCCUACAUGUCGAAUGCAGUGCUUGACCGCCGGCCGGUGAGUGCUGUAAACAAGUUUAUUGAGUUUGUGAGGGCGGGUGGGGAGCCGAAUCCGAUUACCUUCUGUGCAUUUCUCAAUGCCUGUUCGGAUACGUCGGCUUUGGAACUUGGGAGGCAGUUACAUGGGUUUGUGAUGCGAUGUGGGUUUGGGAAAGAUGUGUCAGUGCUCAAUGGGCUUGUGGAUUUUUAUGGGAAGUGUCGGGAUGUUGGGUCGUCUAAGAUGGUUUUUGAUAGAAUUGGUGAGGCUAAUCAUGUCUCAUGGUGCUCCAUGGUGGCUGCUUAUGUGCAAAAUUAUGAGGAGGAGAAGGCUUGUGAGUUGUUUCUGCGGGCUAGGAGAGAAGGGGUUGAGCCAACAGAUUUCAUGGUUUCGAGUGUUUUGAGUGCUUGUUCUGGACUCGCGUGGCUUGAACAGGGUAGGUCAGUUCAUGCGCUUGCGGUGAAGGCUUGUGUGGACGGAAAUGUCUUUGUUGGGAGUGCACUCGUUGACAUGUAUGGAAAAUGUGGGAGUAUAGAAGAUGCCGAGUGUGCAUUUGAUGCGAUGCGUUCAAGGAACCUGAUCAGUUGGAAUGCGAUGGUGGGUGGGUAUACGCAUCAAGGACAUGCCGACAUGGCUCUGGCAUUGUUUGAGGAGAUGAGUGCGGGAAGCCAUGAGGUUAAACCGAAUUAUGUCACAUUGGUGUGUGUAUUGUCAGCAUGUAGUAGGGCGGGGGCUGUUCCAAAGGGCAUGCAGAUCUUUGAUUCAAUGAAACAAAGGUAUGGUGUUGAACCAGGGGCAGAGCAUUAUGCAUGUGUUGUGGACUUGCUAGGGCGAGCUGGGAUGGUAGAGCGCGCUUACGAGUUUAUUACAAAGAUGCCAAUUAAUCCAACAAUUUCCAUUUGGGGUGCUCUUCUUGGGGCUUGUAAAAUGUAUAGGAAGCCAGAAUUGGGGAAGAUUGCGGCUCACAAGUUAUUUGAACUUGAUCCUAAAGACUCUGGCAACCAUGUGGUGCUUUCUAAUUUGCUUGCAGCAACUGGCAGGUGGGAAGAAGCCACUCUUGUGAGAAAGGAGAUGAAAGAUGUUGGCAUAAAAAAGGGUGCAGGCUACAGUUGGAUCGCAGUCAAGAAUGCAGUCCACAUCUUCCAAGCAAAGGACACCUCCCAUGAAAUGAAUUCUGAAAUUCAGGCAAUGCUGACCUAUUUAAGGAGGAAAAUGCAGGAAGCUGGGUACGUUCCAGAUACAAAUUUUGCUCUGUUUGAUUUAGAAGAAGAAGAGAAAGUAUCGGAAGUUUGGUACCACAGCGAGAAGAUUGCCCUUGCCUUUGGCCACAUAUCUAUCCCUUCUGGGUUGCCUAUAAGGAUUAACAAAAACCUUAGGAUCUGUGGAGAUUGCCAUGGUGCAAUCAAAUUCAUAUCAGGUAUUGUAGACAGAGAAAUUAUUGUCAGGGAUAACAAUCGUUUUCAUUGCUUUAGAGAUGGCCAUUGCUCCUGUAGAGAUUAUUGGUGAUUAAUGUAUAAUGCUGCUUAACUUAAUUUUAGUGCAUCCAAAUCACAUGCUGCGAUAAAGAUUCAACAAUAUUACUCUAUCUGGUGUGUUUGGAUGGGGAAUGAGUGUCUGGAAUUCAAUUGAAACUCAAUAUUUCACAAUUUCUCCCUUCCACUUUUGGAGUUCGGUAUCCCGGCCCAUGAAAUCAGCAUGUUGUACAGAGAACAUCGUGGAAAUUGGAGCUGUAGAUUUGCGACUUCAAUUCCCACAAAACAGGUGUCAUUCCAUCCAAGUGGGAAAUUCUCCUUUUCCCAUGCACCAAAGACUUGCAGUAAAAUUUCAUCCAAAACCACCCUGGGUCUCUGUAAAGCUAGCUACAAGCCUACAACCAUUGCAGAUCCUUUCGACAGUACUCCCAAAGUUUUUGUUAGCUCUUAUGCUUGCAUUCUCUUCUUCUGGCUAAAGGUUAGAUUUCAACCUCUAUCCCCUAUUUAUCUGUUGUUGUAUUGAAGAUGCAAAUGAACUGAUUGGAUACAGAUUUUGGCUUUUGAAUGGGAUUACUGAUUCAUAUUAGGAAUGGGUUUUGAGAUUUCUAUGUUAUGUUGAAUGAGAAUAUUGUGGGACAUGAAAUUCCCACUAUGAAUUUUGCAAUUGAAUCUUGUAUGCUUCCUGUUUAUGGAUUUCGCAAUUGAAGUUUAAUAUGAUUAUUUGAAUAUAAGGGAAUGCUUUUUCUUUCUUUAUGGUGUUGAGUCCAAGCAAUUGUUUGAUAAACUUGGGAAGAAAAGGGGUUUGAGUUGGAUACUUGAUAAUGAUAUUUGUAUUCAUGGUUAUAGUUGAUACUUGAUAACAUAAUAUGUUUACAUAUUUAAACAGUAUGAGAAAUACUACAAAAAAGUUUGGUCUGAAUGAGGUAUGGGAGUGAAGUACUUGCAAUACUGGAUUUUACUGGCGAGCAACAAAUUAGGUUUAUAGAGGAUGACAAGCAGUUUCUCAUAAUGAAGGAAGUUCCAGUUUGGAGAAAAUAGAUGAUGAUGUUCAUUUAAGUGGAUCAUAGAAUAUUUUUCCAGCAUAAUAAUUAUUCAUUAAAGUUGAUAUGGGAUAAUGUGCUUGUUGCAAUGGUUUUGGUUGUUACAGCAACUCCGAUCCAACAGCUUAUUUUGCUUCCCUAUGAUAUAAAAAUUAUAGGAAGCUGUUGGAGUUGCUCUAAUAAAUCAACUUGCUGGCCGGGUUGCAUUUAAUAGCCUGUUAAUUACCUCCUUGUUAAUAUAUUUUAUGGUGCCACAGAUGAGUUGUCUGCAGCAAGUGCAAAACAAAGAUUUAGAAAGAACAAAGGAGUUGAGUUGUCUGCUAGAAGGAUGCGUCUGUGGUACAGUGCUGUAAUCGCACAUGAUGGACUUAUCAGUUUCCAGCCAGUCCACAACCCCUAGCAGCUGCGCAGCAGACGGUUGAGAACGUACAUGUGAUGUAAACCCAGAUGAAAAUCAUCUUUUGAAUGCAUUAAUUAGGUCAGAGAUUCCCAAUCGGGUAAAGAACAGACAGCUGCUUCCAUUAGAUGAUGAAGCCCAGAGAUCGGAACACAUCUCCCUCGCAAAACCGAUGCCCUGAGACCAGAACUCAUCUCCCUCUCAGAACCCAUCCCCUGACUCCUUCCUAGUUGUUGAUGCCCAAAACCUUUACUGUUUGUGACCAUUCAUUUCAAUUAAUGUCCCUGUAUUUCAGAAUGGAUUCAUUUCUUUCUGUUUGAGAUUUCUUUGUAUGUGCUAAAGUUUAUUGUGAUUUAGUUGGUGGCAUUGUUGACUGCACAAGUAAUGGUUGAGUUUGGAUGCUGGAUUUC